Mus caroli (Ryukyu mouse) is the source of this 2551-nucleotide messenger RNA. RefSeq names its product kelch repeat and BTB domain containing 2 (gene Kbtbd2). The record is from RefSeq and is a predicted model, not a curated record. NCBI's taxonomy places the organism in Eukaryota, Metazoa, Chordata, Mammalia, Rodentia, Muridae. Gene Ontology annotation, molecular function: protein binding.
GCAGAGGAAAAGGGCGCGGUGAGCCAGAUGAAGGCGGGGUCCAGCCGCGGGCACCCGGGAGCCCGCAGAGCCGCUGCUGGAGCUGGCGCGGGCACUGGCGCGGGCGGCAGGCCGUGACGGCCCAGCCCAGGAGGCGCGAGGAAGCGGAAGCGGGGGCGGAAGCGAGCGGCCCGGAUCCCCGCAGCGCCACGCCCCCGCCGUGCGUGCGGCCGCGUGAGUGCAGCCCGGCGGAGAGGCGCGGUGAGCUGGGCGACCCGGGACGAGUUCUGCAGAAGACCUACUGAACAUAAGAUGUUGCAACAAAAUCUACCUCCUGUAUUUUCCCUAUUCAUGAGCUUCACAGGUGCAAAUUUGAGCAGGAUGUUUGGAGAAUAUGUUGAAAAACUGUAGCUCAGGAUGACCUAGCAGAGAUUGUGAGCCUGUAACAAGAUAUUCAGAGCGGCUGUGUCGGUUCUCUUCUGAAUGCUGCAGAUAACAGCAAGUGAACUCCCUCCUUUGCUUUUGAAGUAUUCAUUUGACCUUCCAUCAAGACGGACUUUUCUAAUCUGUUCUUGGAGAUAUUAAUGGAAUACAGUCAUGUCCACUCAAGAGGAAAGGCAGAUCAAUACCGAAUAUGCUGUGUCCUUGUUGGAACAGUUGAAACUGUUUUAUGAACAACAGUUAUUUACUGACAUAGUGUUAAUUGUUGAGGGCACUGAAUUCCCUUGUCAUAAGAUGGUUCUUGCAACAUGUAGCUCCUAUUUCAGGGCCAUGUUCAUGAGUGGACUAAGUGAAAGCAAGCAGACACAUGUACACCUGAGGAAUGUGGAUGCUGCCGCCUUGCAGAUGAUAAUAACUUACGCGUACACGGGAAACCUGGCAGUAAACGACAGCACUGUGGAGCAGCUCUAUGAAACAGCUUGCUUCCUGCAGGUAGAAGAUGUGUUACAGCGUUGCCGAGAAUAUUUAAUUAAAAAAAUUAAUGCAGAGAACUGUGUGCGGCUGCUGAGUUUUGCUGACCUCUUCAGUUGUGAAGAAUUAAAGCAGAGUGCUAAGAGGAUGGUGGAGCACAAGUUCACGGCUGUGUACCGCCAGGAAGCCUUCAUGCAACUGUCCCACGACCUCCUCAUAGACAUCCUCAGCAGCGACAACUUGAAUGUAGAAAAGGAGGAAACUGUGCGAGAGGCUGCCAUGCUCUGGCUAGAGUACAACACAGAGUCACGGUCCCAGUAUUUGUCUUCAGUUCUUAGCCAGAUCAGAAUUGAUGCUCUUUCAGAAGUCACACAAAGAGCUUGGUUUCAAGGUCUCCCACCCAACGAUAAGUCUGUUGUGGUUCAGGGUCUUUAUAAGUCUAUGCCCAAGUUCUUCAAACCCAGGCUUGGGAUGACUAAGGAGGAAAUGAUGAUUUUCAUUGAAGCAUCCUCAGAAAACCCUUGUAGUCUUUACUCUUCUGUCUGUUAUAGCCCCCAGGCAGAAAAAGUUUACAAGUUAUGCAGCCCACCCGCUGAUUUGCAUAAGGUUGGGACAGUUGUAACUCCGGAUAAUGAUAUUUACAUAGCAGGGGGCCAAGUGCCCUUGAAAAACUCAAAAACAAAUCACAGUAAAACAAGUAAACUGCAGACUGCCUUCCGAACUGUGAAUUGCUUUUACUGGUUUGAUGCACAACAAAAUACCUGGUUUCCAAAGACACCGAUGCUUUUUGUCCGUGUGAAGCCAUCUUUGGUUUGCUGUGAAGGCUAUAUCUAUGCAAUCGGAGGAGAUAGUGUUGGUGGAGAACUUAACCGGAGGACUGUAGAGAGAUAUGACACUGAGAAGGAUGAGUGGACAAUGGUGAGCCCUUUGCCUUGUGCUUGGCAGUGGAGUGCAGCUGUUGUAGUUCACAACUGCAUCUAUGUGAUGACAUUAAACCUCAUGUACUGUUACUUUCCAAGAUCUGACUCAUGGGUAGAAAUGGCCAUGAGGCAGACUAGCAGAUCUUUUGCUUCAGCUGCAGCUUUUGGUGAUAAAAUUUUCUAUAUUGGAGGGUUGCAUAUUGCUACCAAUUCUGGCAUAAGACUCCCCUCUGGCACUGUAGAUGGGUCUUCAGUAACUGUGGAAAUUUAUGAUGUGAAUAAAAAUGAAUGGAAGAUGGCUGCCAACAUCCCUGCUAAAAGGUAUUCUGAUCCCUGUGUUAGAGCUGUUGUGAUCUCAAAUUCUCUUUGUGUGUUUAUGCGAGAAACCCACUUAAAUGAACGAGCUAAGUAUGUCACCUACCAGUAUGAUUUGGAACUUGACCGGUGGUCUCUGAGGCAGCAUAUAUCUGAACGUGUACUGUGGGACCUAGGGAGAGAUUUUCGAUGCACUGUGGGGAAACUUUAUCCAUCCUGUCUUGAAGAAUCUCCAUGGAAGCCACCAACUUACCUUUUUUCACCAGAUGGAACAGAGGAGUUUGAACUGGAUGGGGAAAUGGUUGCACUUCCGCCUGUAUAGGGGACUUGAGGGAGUGCACGUGCUGAACUUGUGAUAUCCUUUGCUAAACCAGAGGAUAAAAAAGGACAGAGUAUGAGUACAUAAAAAUCUAUCUUUGAUACAU